GAUAUCCUGUUUCCCGGAUUCGUUGCGAGUUCCGUAUCCGCCAUAAUGUCAGACACGGACAGCGAUGAAGAUUCCUCCGGGGGCGGCCCGUUUUCAUUGACCGGUUUCCUUUUCGGCAACAUCAAUGGAGCCGGGCAGCUGGAGGGGGAAAGCGUCUUGGACGAUGAGUGUAAGAAGCACUUGGCAGGCUUGGGGGCUUUGGGUCUCGGCAGCCUGAUCACAGAACUCACCGCAAAUGAAGAAUUGACUGACAGUGAUGGUGCUCUGGUAAAUGAUGAAGGAUGGAUUAGGAGUACAGAAGAUGCCGUGGACUAUUCAGAUAUCAGUGAGGUAGCAGAAGAUGAAAGUCGAAGAUACCAGCAGACAGUGGGGAGCUUGCAGCCCCUUUGCCACUCAGUAGAUUAUGAUGAUGAUGACUAUGAUGCUGAUUGUGAAGACAUUGAUUGCAAGUUGAUGCCUCCUCCACCCCCACCCCCAGGACCAUUAAAGAAGGAUAUGGACCAGGAUGCUAUUACUGGUGUGUCUGAAGAUGGAGAAGGCAUCAUCUUGCCCUCCAUCAUUGCCCCUUCCUCUUUGGCCUCAGACAAAGUGGACUUCAGUAGUUCCUCUGACUCAGAAUCUGAGAUGGGACCUCAGGAAGCAACACAGGCAGAAACUGAGGAUGGAAAGCUGACCCUACCACUGGCUGGGAUUAUGCAGCAUGAUGCCACCAAGCUGUUGCCGAGUGUCACAGAACUUUUCCCAGAAUUUCGGCCUGGGAAGGUGUUACGCUUCCUACGUCUUUUUGGACCAGGGAAGAAUGUUCCAUCCGUUUGGCGCAGUGCUCGAAGAAAAAGGAAAAAGAAACACCGGGAGCUGAUACAGGAAGAGCAGCUCCAGGAGGUGGAGUGUUCAGUAGAAUCAGAAGUCAACCACAAGUCUUUGUGGAACUACGACUAUGCUCCACCACCACCUCCAGAGCAGUGUCUCUCUGACGAUGAAAUUACAAUGAUGGCUCCUGUGGAGUCCAAGUUUUCCCAGUCAACUGGAGAUAUAGAUAAAGUGACAGAUACCAAACCAAGAGUGGCUGAGUGGCGGUAUGGGCCUGCCCGACUGUGGUAUGAUAUGCUGGGUGUCCCUGAAGAUGGCAGUGGGUUUGACUAUGGCUUCAAACUGAAAAAGGUGGAACCUGAACCUGUGAUAAAUGGUAGAACGAUGGAGGACUUGAAGAAACCUGGGGAAAAUGGUGGCAUCGAUCUCCUGGCUGAUGAAAACUUCCUGAUGGUGACACAGUUGCACUGGGAGGACGAUAUCAUCUGGGAUGGGGAGGACGUCAAACACAAAGGGACAAAACCUCAGCGUGCAAGCCUGGCAGGCUGGCUUCCUUCCAGCAUGACUAGGAAUGCCAUGGCUUAUAAUGUUCAGCAAGGUUUUACGGCCACGCUGGAUGAUGACAAGCCUUGGUACUCCAUUUUUCCCAUUGACAACGAGGAUCUGGUGUAUGGACGCUGGGAGGACAAUAUCAUCUGGGAUGCUCAGGCCAUGCCCCGGCUCUUGGAGCCUCCUGUCUUGACACUUGAUCCCAAUGAUGAGAACCUCAUUUUGGAAAUUCCUGAUGAGAAGGAAGAGGCCACCUCUAACUCCCCCUCUAAGGAGAGUAAAAAGGAAUCAUCUCUGAAGAAGAGUCGAAUUCUCUUAGGGAAAACAGGGGUGAUCAAGGAGGAACCACAGCAGAACAUGUCUCAGCCAGAAGUAAAAGAUCCAUGGAAUCUCUCCAACGAUGAAUAUUACUACCCCAAGCAACAGGGUCUUCGAGGCACCUUUGGAGGAAAUAUUAUCCAGCACUCCAUUCCUGCCGUGGAAUUGCGGCAGCCCUUCUUCCCCACCCACAUGGGGCCCAUCAAACUCCGGCAGUUCCAUCGCCCGCCUCUGAAGAAGUACUCCUUUGGCGCAUUGUCUCAGCCAGGUCCCCACUCAGUCCAGCCUUUGCUAAAGCACAUAAAAAAGAAGGCUAAGAUGAGAGAACAAGAGAGGCAAGCUUCAGGUGGCGGAGAGAUGUUUUUCAUGCGCACACCUCAGGACCUCACGGGCAAAGAUGGAGAUCUUAUUCUAGCAGAAUACAGUGAGGAAAACGGGCCGUUAAUGAUGCAGGUUGGCAUGGCAACCAAGAUAAAAAACUAUUAUAAGCGGAAACCUGGAAAAGAUCCCGGAGCCCCAGAUUGUAAAUAUGGAGAAACUGUUUACUGCCAUACAUCUCCUUUCCUGGGCUCUCUCCAUCCUGGCCAGUUGCUACAGGCAUUUGAGAACAAUCUUUUUCGUGCCCCAAUUUAUCUUCAUAAGAUGCCAGAAACUGAUUUCCUUAUUAUUCGGACAAGGCAAGGUUACUAUAUUCGAGAAUUAGUGGAUAUCUUUGUGGUUGGCCAGCAGUGCCCCUUGUUUGAAGUUCCUGGGCCCAACUCCAAAAGGGCCAAUACGCAUAUUCGAGACUUUCUCCAGGUUUUUAUUUACCGCCUCUUCUGGAAGAGUGCAGAUCGGCCACGCCGGAUCCGGAUGGAAGAUAUUAAAAAAGCCUUUCCUUCUCAUUCAGAAAGCAGCAUCCGGAAGAGGCUAAAGCUCUGCGCCGACUUCAAACGCACAGGAAUGGAUUCAAAUUGGUGGGUGCUGAAGUCUGAUUUCCGUUUACCAACCGAAGAGGAGAUCAGAGCUAUGGUAUCUCCAGAGCAGUGCUGUGCUUAUUACAGCAUGAUAGCUGCAGAGCAGCGACUGAAGGAUGCUGGCUAUGGCGAGAAGUCCUUUUUUGCUCCAGAAGAAGAAAAUGAGGAAGAUUUCCAGAUGAAGAUUGAUGAUGAGGUUCGCACUGCUCCUUGGAAUACCACAAGGGCCUUCAUUGCUGCCAUGAAGGGCAAGUGUCUCUUGGAGGUGACUGGGGUGGCAGAUCCCACAGGGUGCGGUGAAGGAUUUUCCUAUGUGAAGAUUCCGAACAAACCAACACAGCAGAAGGAUGAUAAGGAGCCUCAGCCAGUCAAGAAGACAGUGACAGGAACGGAUGCAGACCUUCGUCGCCUCUCUCUGAAAAAUGCCAAGCAACUUCUACGUAAAUUUGGUGUGCCUGAGGAAGAGAUUAAAAAGUUGUCCCGCUGGGAAGUGAUCGAUGUGGUACGCACGAUGUCAACAGAACAGGCCCGCUCUGGGGAAGGGCCCAUGAGUAAAUUUGCCCGUGGAUCAAGGUUCUCUGUGGCUGAGCAUCAGGAACGGUACAAAGAGGAAUGUCAGCGCAUCUUUGACCUGCAGAACAAGGUUUUGUCAUCAACUGAAGUCUUAUCAACUGACACAGAUAGCAGCUCAGCUGAAGACAGUGACUUUGAAGAAAUGGGAAAGAACAUUGAGAAUAUGUUGCAGAAUAAGAAAACCAGCUCUCAGCUGUCACGCGAACGGGAGGAGCAGGAGCGGAAGGAACUACAGCGGAUGCUACUGGCAGCAGGCUCAGCAGCAGCAGGAAACAAUCACAGAGAUGAUGACACAGCUUCUGUGACUAGCCUUAACUCUUCUGCCACUGGCCGUUGUCUCAAGAUUUAUCGUACUUUUCGAGACGAAGAGGGGAAAGAGUAUGUUCGCUGUGAAACAGUCCGAAAGCCAUCUGUCAUAGAUGCCUAUGUGCGCAUACGGACCACAAAAGAUGAAGAGUUCAUUCGAAAAUUUGCGCUUUUUGAUGAACAGCAUCGAGAAGAGAUGCGAAAGGAACGGCGGAGGAUUCAAGAGCAGCUGAGGCGGCUUAAGCGGAACCAGGAAAAGGAAAAACUUAAGGGUCCUCCUGAGAAAAAGCCAAAAAAACUGAAGGAGCGUCCUGACCUAAAACUGAAGUGUGGGGCUUGUGGUGCCAUUGGGCACAUGAGGACAAACAAAUUCUGCCCCCUCUACUAUCAAACAAAUGCGCCGCCUUCUAACCCCGUUGCCAUGACAGAGGAGCAGGAGGAGGAGUUGGAGAAGACAGUCAUUCAUAACGAUAAUGAAGAACUCAUCAAGGUUGAAGGGACCAAGAUUGUCUUGGGGAAACAGCUAAUUGAGAGCGCAGAUGAGGUUCGCAGAAAAUCUCUGGUCCUCAAGUUCCCGAAACAGCAACUCCCUCCCAAGAAGAAACGGCGAGUUGGAACCACUGUUCACUGUGACUAUUUGAAUAGACCUCAUAAAUCCAUCCACCGGCGCCGGACAGACCCCAUGGUGACAUUGUCAUCCAUCUUAGAGUCUAUCAUCAAUGACAUGAGAGAUCUUCCAAAUACAUACCCUUUCCACACUCCAGUCAACGGAAAGGUCGUAAAGGACUACUACAAAAUCAUUACUCGGCCAAUGGACUUACAGACACUCCGUGAAAAUGUGCGUAAACGCCUCUACCCAUCUCGGGAAGAGUUCAGAGAGCAUUUGGAACUCAUUGUGAAAAACAGUACAACCUACAAUGGGCCAAAACACUCACUGACCCAGAUCUCUCAGUCCAUGCUGGAUCUCUGCGAUGAAAAACUCAAAGAGAAAGAAGACAAAUUGGCUCGUUUAGAGAAAGCUAUCAAUCCUUUGUUGGAUGAUGAUGACCAAGUAGCAUUUUCUUUCAUCCUGGACAACAUUGUCACACAGAAAAUGAUGGCAGUUCCAGAUUCUUGGCCAUUUCAUCACCCAGUGAAUAAGAAGUUUGUUCCAGAUUAUUACAAAGUGAUUGUCAAUCCAAUGGAUUUAGAGACUAUACGUAAGAAUAUCUCCAAGCACAAGUAUCAGAGUCGAGAGAGCUUUCUGGAUGACGUCAACCUUAUCUUGGCCAACAGCGUUAAGUACAAUGGGCCCGAAAGUCAAUAUACUAAGACUGCGCAGGAGAUCGUGAAUGUCUGUUACCAGACACUGACUGAGUAUGAUGAGCAUUUGACUCAGCUUGAGAAGGAUAUUUGUACAGCGAAGGAAGCAGCUUUGGAGGAAGCAGAAUUAGAAAGCUUGGACCCGAUGACCCCAGGGCCUUACACACCUCAGCCUCCUGAUUUGUAUGACACCACCACAUCCCUCAGUAUGUCGCGAGAUGCCUCUGUGUUUCAAGAUGAGAGCAAUAUGUCUGUCCUGGAUAUUCCCACCACCACUCCAGAAAAGCAGGAGACACAGAUGCGCCAGGGCCGAGGUAGGCUGGGCGAGGAAGACUCUGAUGUAGAUAUUGAAGGGUAUGAGAAUGAUGAGGAGAAAGAUGGGAAACCUAAGACUCCAGCCCCAGAAGGUGAAGAUGCAGAUGGCGAUCUUGCAGAUGAAGAGGAAGGAACUGUACAGCAGCCUCAAGCCAGUGUCCUGUAUGAAGAUUUGCUUAUGUCUGAAGGAGAAGAUGAUGAGGAAGAUGCUGGGAGUGAUGAAGAAGGAGAUAAUCCUUUCUCUGCUAUCCAGCUGAGUGAAAGUGGAAGUGACUCUGAUGUGGAACCUGGUGGGAUAAGGCCCAAACAGCCCCGCAUGCUUCAGGAAAACACGAGGAUGGGCAUAGAAAAUGAAGAAAGCAUGAUGUCCUAUGAGGGAGACGGUGGGGAGGCUUCUCAUGGUUUGGAGGAUAGCAACAUCAGUUGUGGGAGCUAUGAGGAGCCUGAUCCCAAGUCGAACACCCAAGACACGAGCUUCAGCAGCAUCGGUGGGUAUGAGGUGUCAGAGGAGGAAGAAGAGGAGGAAGAGCAGCGCUCUGGGCCGAGUGUACUAAGCCAGGCCCACCUGUCAGAGGCCGAGGAGGACAGUGAGGAUUUCCACUCCAUUGCUGGGGACAGUGACUCGGACUCUGAUGAAUGAGGCUUCCUUUGGGCCUCCUUGGUCAGCCUUCCUUGUUCUCCAGCCUGGGUGAUUCGAUUUUUUUAUAUUAAUAUCUGUGCAGUGUCUGAUCCUGAAAUCACCAGAUUAACUAACACCUUAGCCUUUAAAAAAUAGUGAGUAAAUGAUGACGAAUGAAUCGCCUAGCCCGACCUCCCUGAGUCAGUGUCACCCUUUACGUUAAAAUCAAGCAAUCCCUUUCCUCCCACCGCUGAUAAAAAUAGUGCAAUCUCCUUCUCCAGUGCCCGCCUUUAACUUCACUGCCUGCUCUUGGUAUCAUUUUUCCCCUGGGGAAGGUGGAGAAAUCAUGAACAGACUAAUAACUUUAUGUCCUCUUGUUGUAUCAGGAGUUUUCCAAGCAUGGUAUCAUCUCAGUUUGCUAGCAGGCCGGAACAGGUGACAGCCCCCCCCCUGCCGCGACAGGGACUUGGGUUCAUUCCGGUGGGCUCUGUGCCGCACUGAACACGUAAACCUAUUGGACACGUUGCCCAUUAUUUUAUUACUUAUUUGAUUUUGCUGUGCCUCGUUCCUAAAUGGGUUUGAGGCAAAAUGAUUAUAAAUCUUUGAAACAGCCUGUGUGUCAGAACUGAUAAUGUUGCCACGUAAAUGUGUUCUGUCCCCCACCCCCAGGGGAAAUGAUAGGAAAACGGUAAGUUCCUUAGGGCAAAGGCUGUGUCUUCUGUUUCUUUUCAUGCUUAGGAUAUGGUUCUGUGCAUACCAGUUACUCAAUGAAUGUCCCGAGUAUUACCAAAUUCUCAACAGAUUUGUUGUUGAACAGCUGCUUCGUCAGAAGCACUCGAUCAGAUCCUUGGGCUGCAAAGCUAAAGAAGACACGCUCCUUUCAGCCAGAGAGCUCACCAUCAAGCUAGGGGAGGGGGAGUAAACUUCAAAACAUACUAAGAAAGCAUUACAGUUCUGUGAGAUGAGUGCAAUGAAAGAGCUAGUAGCUAUAAAGUUAUAGGGGAAACAGAGGAGUGAUCAUGUCUGAAGAAGUCAGGGAAUCUUCCUGGACGUAAUUCUGAAGCUGAUUGUUGGAGAAUUAGUAGGAGCUUGCCAGAUGGGAAAGUCCAGGCAGGGCGUAACAUGAAGGGGAAAAAGCGGAAGUGUAGAAAUGGCCGAGUGUGUUGCUAUGUUUGUUUGUUUGUUUGUUUGUACCUGCCUUGUUCCCAAAAGGAUUGAAGGUGGUUUAGUUCCAGUCCUUUCAUGCUGGAAUGGCUAGAGAUGAGACUGAAAGAUGGGCAGGAAGCAUAUCAGGAUCUUUGACUUUGAUGCUCAUGAGUGUGAAUUCUAUAUUUUAGGAAAUGAGGAACUCUGGGGGAGUGAUAUAUCAGGUUUGUGUUUUAGACAUUUUCUGUACAUUGAGUCAAGAUGGAAAUCGAAGAAUCGUGACAAGUAAUGAUGCCAUUUUUUAUAAAAGACACAAUCGUGUAUGUGUACGUAUUUAUACUGUAUGUACUUGUGUGUCCAAAGGAAAACGUCUAAAAGGGCACAUGCUGAGCCAUUUGGUGAUAAUGUCUGAGGAAUGGGAUUGGAGGUGGGGGGCUAUAUGGUUGUGUGUUUACUGGGUGUGAUAUUGUGCUUUUAUUUCUGUAUUGUUUGAAUUUUUUACA
This is a messenger RNA of Phyllostomus hastatus (greater spear-nosed bat), 7397 nucleotides long. RefSeq names its product TATA-box binding protein associated factor 1 (gene TAF1). The transcript is spliced from 39 exons. Gene Ontology annotation, biological process: RNA polymerase II preinitiation complex assembly; transcription by RNA polymerase II; DNA-templated transcription initiation. Lineage: Eukaryota; Metazoa; Chordata; Mammalia; Chiroptera; Phyllostomidae. Gene Ontology annotation, molecular function: histone acetyltransferase activity; TBP-class protein binding; RNA polymerase II general transcription initiation factor activity. The record is from RefSeq and is a predicted model, not a curated record. Gene Ontology annotation, cellular component: transcription factor TFIID complex. Bases 46 to 5769 code for a protein of 1907 amino acids.